UGAAUUUUAUAAUGAGAAAGUUUCUCAAACAUGGCCAGCUAUGGUGUUGAAUAAGUUUUCUCUCUCUCUAUCUCCUGUAUUUUUUUUCCAUUAAAGCUAAAGCUCUUCCAACAUUGUGAAGCUGCAACACUUUUCUCCAACAAAUGAGUGAGAGAAGAACCUUUGUUGUCAUAUUCUUCUUCUGGGCUGUCCUCACAAUUGUCACACCUACUCUUAUUCUCCUGUCAGAAUCUUCAAAAAGUUCACUGGAUUGUAAUGGAUUGAAUGCGAGGAGGAUGAUGGUGGGUUCUCAGCAAGCCAGAAAGACACUGGCCCCGGCGCCGGCACCAGCACCGGCACCAUAUCCUGGUACUGUAAAUCAAUCAGACCAUGAUCAGCCUGCUUCAGGGAAGGAACUUAGAGGGACAUGGCCCCCCUUCCAUUGCCAAAAAUCUGAGCUUAAUCUAAAUGUUUAAUGUUGAUAAGAUCCGUCCCCGGCCUGCUUAGAGCCCCCCAUCACAUCUGUAUAGUACUGUCGUAGCGGAAUCGGAAUUGCAGAUACAUUUGUAAUACUUACAUUAAUUUAUAUCAGAAGUUUCUUCCAUUUGACAAGUGAAAAGCAACAGAGAGUGCAGCAAGAAAGAUUGAAUGGAGGUGGCGUCGCUGCGUACGCGGAAAUAAUCCAUGUAAACCAUAGCUAUGUUCAAGAAUGUGGUGGGUUUGUAUAAAAGUUCUAGCAUUGUUUUAACAAUGCAUAUAUAUCAGCAAAAAACUGACCUUCAAUUUGCUUCAGAAGUUCCUUCUCUGGAACAUAGUUUUCUCAAGGGUUUGGUCAAACCUUUAUGCCUAAACCAGAUGCAUAUAUUUGUUCUGGAUUAGUGUAGUUGUUUUCAAUAAGGAGAAUGGCAUUGCCAAGUUCACCAUCAAAGCUAUAAAUGAUCAUAAAACUUUGAAUAAGAUCGUCUACAUCAGGCCUCCUCUCAACACUUGCUCAACGAACGAACGAGCUUGUCGCUAUGUCUGCUGCAACUCUAAUACUGAGCCACAUUCCACAUUCUAGAGAGCGAUGACACAAAGGAUGGAUAAUACAGACUUAUAGAACACUUUUAACAUUACUGAAAUUCAAAUGAUACAAUACGACCAACACUCCGUACAAAAUUAAAAACUCAAAACAUCAUUUGACAGAAGUUAUUUUCGGAAGGGGGACUUAGCAGUCCUCUGUAACAAACAACUACUCAAAUGUUUAUUUUUGAAACAGCUCAAAGUUAAAAAGAAAAGACGGAUCUAAA
Messenger RNA from Tripterygium wilfordii, 1268 nucleotides. RefSeq lists its product as uncharacterized. The transcript is spliced from 3 exons. NCBI's taxonomy places the organism in Eukaryota, Viridiplantae, Streptophyta, Magnoliopsida, Celastrales, Celastraceae. The record is from RefSeq and is a predicted model, not a curated record. Bases 144 to 455 code for a protein of 103 amino acids.